This is a messenger RNA of Penicillium diatomitis, 714 nucleotides long. RefSeq lists its product as uncharacterized. The record is from RefSeq and is a predicted model, not a curated record. The coding region runs from base 1 to 714 and encodes 237 amino acids. Lineage: Eukaryota; Fungi; Ascomycota; Eurotiomycetes; Eurotiales; Aspergillaceae. The transcript has 2 exons.
AUGACGAAACGUUCAAUGCAAUUCGAGUCUCCAGAGCGUGCAGCUAAGCGGCCAUCGCCCGAAACGUGGUCGGUGCCCGCUCGGAUGGUACAGAGCGCUCCUGCUAUUCCAACUUCCAAGUUGAUCCUGUUUGCCGGUCAAACCGAGCCCGCGCGCCAUCAAAACCCGGUCCGUGCAGCCAAAAAAGCUAUGAUCAUCCAAGCAGCUUCCAUGAAGUUGUACGCCGCAGAAGAUGUCGUUGCGAACGAGCGCGGCAUUGAAUUCUUUCGAGAAAUGAAGGAGACGAAGAAGGAGUUGAGGGAGAUGAGGGAGAUGAUGGAGUCCCAAAAGAACUUCAACAAGCGCGUGGAGGAGGAUAUCAUACGUCUUCAGAAACGCUUCCUCCAGGAAAGACGAAGGAUCAUUUCGACCUUCGUCCGGGACUCCAAGUUCCCGCAAAAUCAAGUUGAAAGAAGAAUGGUUCUCAACGCCCCCGAGAACAAGGAGCUGAAGGCCAGCAUGGAGCUGAUCAGAGAGCUCAAUCAAAAGACUCAUGGGGGUAAUAUACAUGAGGAUGCUAGGAUGGCUCUCGCAUUUUUCGAGCCGAGCAAUGAGGAGUAUAAGGCUAUCGAAACACUGUACCAGAUGACACCACAGGAGAUCACUCUUCUUGGUAAGCAUGAAGAUCCUUUUAAGGGCUUAUGCCAAAACCCUCCGCUAACUCGGAAUGGAUAG